CGCCUUCUCCGCCCUGUGCGCACGCGCGGCGGAGAGGGCGGGACUGCGGGUGGGCUUUGGCGCGAAAUUCUAUCGCGGGGGUUGCAGGAGCUCGCGGCGCUACCGUUGGUGCUGCUGCGCGCGGGGAUCGCUGAGGCGUUGUGGAAUCAUGGACACCUGUCAGCAGAGCAAAAUCAUUUACUCCUGGUAUGGAAAGCCCAUGAGCUCAGACAGAAAGCUGAGGACUCUGCAGUACAAAGGAAUCCUUAUCAAAUCAGAGAGAAGCAAAACAGAAAGAUGUAUACAGCUUGGUGACUUUGUUCUAAUAGAAGGAGAAAACGCAGAUCAACCUUUUGUGGCACAACUCCUGGAUUUGUAUGAAGAUGGCGCUCAGCAGAAGCAUGCAGUUGUGCAGUGGUUCACUCAUAUUACAGAGAUACCUAAGAAUAAGCAGAAACUGCUUAAAAGAAGAAUUUCUUCCCAGGAAGUGUUUUUUGAUCUAGUUUCUGGCUAUGACACUGACAUAGCUGUGGAGACUAUCAUUGAAAGUGUGCUGGUAAUACCACUACGUCUAAAGGAUGAACUGCCUACUAGAUUAAAAAAGGAGAAAAUUUUCUGCGUAAAACAGUCUUGGGAUGGGAAAUGCUUUAAGGUUUUGUCCCCACACACGUUCUCUAUGCUGAAUGAAGCUAACAAGAAAGGGGAUGGCAUCCCAAACUCUUCCAGCUCUUUUGUUCCUUUGGAUAUCAUUUCCUCUGUGAAGAAAGAGACCAAGAAGGUUGCUUGGAGUGCCCCAAAAACAAAAAAUGCUGAGAUGGAAAUAGAAUCAAAACAUUCUGCUUCCAAGUCUUCCCUUUAUAAGAAGAGACAUUCACUAAGAAUGGAUAAUGGCACCAAAAAUCCAACUGCAAGAAAGAAGUUAGAUUUGAACAGUCCCACAAGAUCUUCGAAAGGCAAGCUCCUGGAACAGGAUGUUUUGGAACUUUCAGAUGAUGUCUACGAUUCUCAACUCUUAAAACCAACAGCUAUUAAAAGAAAAGUGAAAUUCACUGAAGUUCUAAGCUCACCACCAAAAAUAACUUGUGCCAAUGAUAAGCUGAAGUCAGUGUUUGGUACAGCAGAGCACCAGGAGAUGUUUAGUGAUACACUAAGAUUGUCCCCUUAUAGGAGGGUUGAAGACUCUAAUGAAAAAGUCAAGAAUCUUAAUAUGGAAGAUGAUGCUAUAGUCUUAACUGGACAUAAGGAGCUGGGUAGUCAGAGCCCUGCUGUGACCCCUCGUUCUCGCAGAACGUGUUCACAGGAGACAAGCACUCGCAUUGCAGAACAAAUCAGCUUAUUAAAUAUGCUAGAAUCAAAGGAGGAAGAGGAUUUCCUGUCUAGCUCAGAUGGUUCUUACUCCUCAAGUAGUGAGGAAGAAGAUAGUGAUGUGGGCUGUACCCCAGAGAAGAAAACUAAAUCAAGCAGAAUGUUCAGCACCCCAAAAUCUUCAAGGAAGCCUUCAGUUCACACUCCUGCCAAGACCCCAAGGAAAACACCCUUACUAGGAACACCCAGGACACCCCGCAAUGCAACUCCUGAAAUUCCCAGGCGCAGCCAUGCAGCACAGAAACCAACCAGUGUACUGGAAGAAGCCAGAUUAAGGCUGCAUGUUUCUGCUGUCCCAGAGUCUUUGCCCUGUCGUGAGGAAGAAUUCCAGGAUAUCUAUAACUUUGUGGAAAGCAAACUUAUUGAUGGUACAGGAGGGUGCAUGUAUAUUUCCGGAGUGCCUGGAACAGGUAAAACUGCAACUGUUCAUGAAGUGAUUCGCUGUCUUCAGCGAGCUACAGAAGAUGAUGACCUACCAUCAUUCCAGUUCAUAGAGAUAAAUGGCAUGAAGCUUACUGAUCCUCACCAAGCUUAUGUGCAGAUUCUAGAGUUACUAACAGGUCAGAAAGUGACAGCAACUCAUGCUGCAGUGCUGUUGGCAAAACUGUUCUGCACACCUGGACCAAAGAGGAAGACAACAGUGCUGGUAGUGGAUGAGCUUGAUCUUCUAUGGACCCGAAAGCAGAAUGUGAUGUACAACUUAUUUGACUGGCCAACUCAAAAACACUCCAAGUUAAUCAUCCUGGCCAUUGCUAACACCAUGGACUUGCCAGAGAGAAUAAUGAUGAACAGAGUAUCUAGCAGGCUGGGUCUCACCAGAAUGUCCUUUCAGCCCUACACCUACAAACAGCUACAGCAAAUUAUUUCAUCUAGACUAAACAGCGUGGAGGCAUUUGAAGAGGAUGCAAUUCAGCUAGUUUCCAGAAAGGUAGCAGCGCUGUCUGGUGAUGCAAGGCGUUGCCUUGAUAUCUGCAGGAGGGCCGCUGAGAUUUGUGAGUUUUCUAGCCAAAAGAGUACUCAGGAGAUAGUCAGGAUGACCCACAUAACACAAGCCAUAGAUGAAAUGUUCUCAUCACCAUAUAUAAAGGCAAUCAGGAAUGCCUCAUUGCAUGAACAAAUAUUUUUUAAAGCAAUUUUAGCAGAGUUUCGUAGGGCGGGAGUUGAGGAGGCAACAAUUCAACAGGUCUAUCAUCAACACAUAUCACUGUGCAGAAUGGAGGGCAUGCAGAGCCCAACAGUGUCAGACAUCUUGGCCAUUUGUGCCAGGCUUGGUGCCUGCAGGCUGCUGCUGCUGGAGUCCAGCAAUAAAUACCUUCACAUGCGUGUGCGCCUCAACAUCAGCCAGGAUGAUGUCAUGUAUGCACUCAAGGAUGACUAAGGCAAUAGAGAUUUUAUUUUUAUAUAUGUAUAAAUAUUUUAAAGAUGGUCUAUUUUAUUUUUUUUUUAAGUACUGAUAAAAUAGUAGAUUGUAUUUUUAAAUAUUUUUGCGUGGUCUAUCAAAGCACUUUGUACAAUAAAGAACUUGCUUUGGAGCAUUUUAAAUACUUGAAAUGAAACGAUCUGUUUCAAAAGCACUGUUGGUAAGCAGUCCCCUUCCAGCUGAGGUGUGUGAGCUGGAAUUGAUUACUGGCAUCAGUGCUGCUCAGCUUAUCCCUGUGGAGCUGCUUUUGUUGUGGCAUUGCAGUUUUCCUUUUUUUGUUGAGUAAAAAAGAUGUGUUUGAGGAAUGUGUAAA
This is a messenger RNA of Phasianus colchicus (ring-necked pheasant), 3077 nucleotides long. It is a transcript of the gene ORC1, whose product is annotated as origin recognition complex subunit 1. Gene Ontology annotation, biological process: DNA replication initiation; mitotic DNA replication checkpoint signaling. NCBI's taxonomy places the organism in Eukaryota, Metazoa, Chordata, Aves, Galliformes, Phasianidae. The record is from RefSeq and is a predicted model, not a curated record. Gene Ontology annotation, molecular function: chromatin binding; ATP hydrolysis activity; ATP binding. Gene Ontology annotation, cellular component: nuclear origin of replication recognition complex.